Molecule: messenger RNA, 1606 nt
Organism: Botrytis byssoidea
Lineage: Eukaryota; Fungi; Ascomycota; Leotiomycetes; Helotiales; Sclerotiniaceae
Exons: 3
Coding region: 183-1112 (309 amino acids)
Biological process (GO): protein N-linked glycosylation
Cellular component (GO): mannan polymerase complex; Golgi membrane
Molecular function (GO): alpha-1,6-mannosyltransferase activity
Source: RefSeq, a predicted model, not a curated record
UCGCGCCAAGUGUUCACCAUAACGGUGAAAUACUAAAGGACACAGCGCAACAAUUUCAGCAUCCUGUGCAUCGCGAUCAACUGCUAUAUAAAAAAAGUCCCGUACGACGUUGGGGCUACAAUUAUUGCCAAAAGCUGUAACGAUUGUAGCAGGUGCCUAAGGGGUCCAGAACAUACGACAUAAUGCAUUUGGCAUACCCCUCGAGGAAAGCCUCGAACCCUCCAGCAUAUUUCGCGCCACGGUCCUCACGUUUCCCAAUGCUACGCAGAAGUAGGGCGAAGACGAUAGUUCUAGGUGCCUGUGCCGUAGUGGUGGUAUUCUUCAUACUUUCACGUAUACUUGGGGGAGCAAAUGGCGUACCAUCGGGAACUCCACCGGUUGUAAUUGUCACAGUAUUGGAUACGGUGGGAUAUAGUAAAGAGUAUCAGGACAGCGUAAAGGAAAAUCGUAUUCAAUAUGCCAGGAAACAUGGAUAUGCAACAUUUUUCCCCAGUAUUGGAGACUAUGAUAUUCAAGGAUCGCCGAAUUCAUGGUCCAAAGUGCCCGCAGCACGACACGCCUUAUCAAAAUUUCCACAUAGCGAAUACAUUUGGGUUUUGGAGCAGAAUGCUCUCAUCAUGAACCCUGCGCUGAAAGUCGAAGAUCACAUUAUGGCUCCAAAGCGCUUGGAAAGUUUGAUGAUCAAAGAUCAAUCUAUUGUGCCUCCGGACAGUGUUAUCAAGACGUUUCCCAAUUUGAAAGGCGAGAACGUUGAUUUAGUUCUCACUCAGGAUAAAGACGGUCUGUCGCAGGCUAGUUUUAUUAUCAGAAAGGGGGAAUGGAGCAAAUUCUUCCUCGACACAUGGUUUGACCCUCUGUAUCGUUCCUACAACUUUCAGAAAGCAGAUCUUCAUGCAUUGGAACACAUCGUACAAUGGCAUCCAACGAUCUUGUCGAAGUUGGCACUCGUGCCGCAGAAAAUAAUGAAUGCAUACAAUUCGGAUGAGGCGGAAGGGUAUAAAGAUGGAGACUUCGUUGUUCGAUUACCUGGUUGCGACCAGUCAGGACGAGACUGUGGAAAAGAGGCCGAGAAAUACACAAGGCAAUGGCGGACUGUCUUUGCAUCACGAUGAUCCAACCCUUUACUACGAUAACCAAAUCAAAUCCUCAUCAUCAACAUAUAAGCAUAGUUAGGGCUAUAGAAGCCCUUAUGAUCUACGAAUAGCGGGCAAGGCGUUUGCAGGCGUACAACACAAGAGCAUGAAGCAUAAUUGUACAAUACCAGCGAUGACGUCUGUAGGAAUAUGGACAUCGCUGAUGCUGGCAGAUGUAGUUUUCUUGGGGAAGCAAGACUUUGUCUUCUGUAUAUUAUUUGAAGCAUACAUACCCCGGCAGUCAAUGUACUGUAUUUUCAAUACUUGCGAAGUUUUCGAUAUAGUUUUGUGUUCUAUAACGAUUUCAAUCUAUGAUGUAGGAGGCCAUUGAAGUGUGUUGUUCUCGUCUGUAGCGUUGAAUUAGCACCUCCAGCACCUAGUAUAUCCAUGUAGCAUUGCAAACAUAAUCAUCUGAUACGUAUAUCAUCAAAUACUCAUAAUGAAGAAAUUUGACAGAUCAUGUCCACUUUUUA